Molecule: messenger RNA, 507 nt
Organism: Ilex paraguariensis (yerba mate)
Lineage: Eukaryota; Viridiplantae; Streptophyta; Magnoliopsida; Aquifoliales; Aquifoliaceae
Source: the annotation of a GenBank genome assembly
AUGUCUCCAAUUACCACUCUCAUACUCUCUCUCCUCUUCCUCUCCGUCACAAUCGUCGCGGCAGAUGAUGGCGACACCACCCUCACACCCUACGAAGCCCUUCAAUCCUACAAUUUUCCCGUGGGUAUACUCCCAAAAGGCGCUAAAGGCUACGAUCUCGACAAAUCCACCGGCAAGUUCAAUGCUUAUUUGAACGGUUCUUGCAGUUUUUCUCUGGAAGGCUCGUACCAACUCAAAUACAAAUCAACAAUUAGUGGCCAUAUAUCCAAAGACAAGCUCACAAAUUUGGAUGGUAUCAGCGUGAAGGUUUUUUUUCUGUGGCUUAACAUUGUGGAGGUUGUGAGGAGUGGUGAUGACCUUGAGUUCUCGGUGGGCAUUGCUUCUGCGAACUUCCCCCUUGAUAAUUUCGAGGUUUGUCCGCAGUGUGGGUGUGGAUUGGAUUGCAAUGGUAAUGGCUCUGGGCAAGUAAGGAAGAUUAGAAAAAACCCUUUCGUCUCUUCCGUUUAG